AUGUUGUCCCUCACGACGCUGCUGGCAGCGUCGGCGCUCGCGGUCCCCGCCCUCGCCCACAUGGAGAUGCAGUACCCCGCGCCCUUCCUGUCCAAGUACAACCCGAACACGCAGCCGGCCAACAUCGACUGGUCGAUGACCAACCCGCUCGCGGCCGAUGGCUCGAACUACCCGUGCAAGGGGUACAACCAUGUGCUCGGCACGCCAGAAGGCGCAGUGACAGCGACGUUUGCCCAGGGCCACGCAUACAACUUUACCAUUGUCGGCACGGCGUUCCACGGCGGCGGGUCGUGCCAGGCCUCGCUGAGCUACGACGGCGGCAAGACGUUCACCGUCGUCCAGAGCAUCAUCGGCAACUGCCCCGUGUUCGGCAGCGGCAACUUUGACUUUACGGUGCCGGCCGACGCGCCGACCGGCGAUGCCGUCUUCGCGUGGACGUGGUUCAACAAUAUCGGAAACCGCGAGAUGUACAUGAACUGCGCGGCCGUGACCAUUACAGGCGGCGCAAGCCGCAAGCGCCGCAUCGGAGAGUAUGCCGAGCCGGCGUUGAAGCGCGAUGUCGCGUACGGUGAUGGUACCGUCGCCAAACGCGCCACGCCCUUCUCCGCCCGCCCGGCAAACUUUAUCGCAAAUGUCGGCAACGGCUGCAGCACGCUGCAGAACAAGGACGUCCUGUUCCCCAACCCCGGCCCGGAUGUGCUCAUGAACUCGGACAACACUGCGGCCGUCGUCGGUGUAUGCCAGCCUAUUGGCGGCGCGCCGUCGUCGGCACCAUCGUCGUCGUCAGCCGCCCCUACCAGCUCGUCGACGACUUCGUCAGCCGCUCCGACGACGACAACGAGCAGUGCCGAGCCGACGACCACUGUCGAAGCGACUACGAUCGCCCCAACUUCGUCCGCCGCCUCCAGCUCCGAGUCGCACUCUUCUUCGUCAACCGAAGCUAGCCACUCAGCUUCAUCAGAAGCGCCGUCGUCGUCGGCGUCGAGCUCGCAGGCCGAGCCGUCAUCAUCGAGCUCGCACUCCGAGCCCGCUUCGUCGACCUCCUCGCCGACAUCGUCAGAGGCGCCUUCAACGACGCCCUCGCCGACACCCUCGACCUCACCCUCGACAACCCCCUCGCCGACCUCAACGCCGGCCUCAUCAACAUCCGCCCCGUCGUCUUCCCACUCUGAGGCGUCUUCCUCUGCCUCGUCAUCGUCGUCGUCUCACGCGAGCCCGACCUCGACCGCGCCGCCGACAACGAGCUCGCCGUGCGCGUUCACCGUCCAGACCCGCGGCCUCCCCGGCCCAGGCAAGUUCCUUGUCCGCCGCCGCAGGUCGUAG
This is a messenger RNA of Vanrija pseudolonga, 1323 nucleotides long. RefSeq names its product Microtubule-actin cross-linking factor 1, isoforms 1/2/3/5 (gene MACF1). Lineage: Eukaryota; Fungi; Basidiomycota; Tremellomycetes; Trichosporonales; Trichosporonaceae. The coding region runs from base 1 to 1323 and encodes 440 amino acids. The transcript has a single exon. The record is from RefSeq and is a predicted model, not a curated record.